UCAAUGCUGCUUUACGGUGAGCAAGCGCCGUCACAGUGAGAUAUAUGUCGCUAAAUGGAGACUGUUUAAGUAAAGAGGACAAAGAGAAUAUUAUGGAAAGUUCGAGGUCACUGCCAGAAAUAAAUAGAUCGAAGUUUGUGAGUUUGACCGAAAAUUCUAAAGACGAAAGACCUCGAAGCGAAAUCAAUGAUGCGGCUCGAAGCAGAAGGUUAACCGCUAAAGGCGAAGCAUAUGUCGAAAACAAGUUACUUCAGGAUCGAACGUUAGCUGGCGCCGCUCUUCGAAGGAAAAUUACCUACAUAAAUCGUAUGCUCGAACAGCCGAAUGAAAUUUCAGUUUUAGAAAAGCUACGAGAAGACUUAGAUUCAUUGCGAGAAAGAUUAGACGAAGCACAUCAAAUCUAUUAUUCAAAAAUUAAUCCUGGUGAAAUCAAUGAAGCGUACCAAUGGUAUGAUAUCCGAGAUCGUGAACAUUUUCAAUGCCGUAGAAGAAUUAACGAAGCAAUAAAGCAACAAGAACUUGUGAUGGCACCCGAACGUUUUUCACAGAGAAGUUCGCGUUCAAAAUCAUCACGUUCGUCGGGAAGUUCAUCGUCGUCCGUGCGUUCUAGAUUAGCGAAAGCCGCAGCCAAAGCUGCAACACUUCAAAUCGAAAUGGAUUUUAUUGAUCGAGAAGCAGAGCAUAAAAGGCAGAAAAUGUUAAAGGAAAUCGCCAAAGCUAAAGCCGAAGAAAAAGCUAUGAAAAAAUUAGAGGAAGAAUUCGCGUUAAAAGAGACAAUUUCGACCCACCAAAAUAAUGAUAUGGAGGCUUAUUUUGAAGCAAACAACCAUCGCGUGAUAAAUGUUAAAGAAUCUGGUCAACCGAGACAUGUUGAGCGUACAGUCCUGGACUCGAGUUCGUGUAUUCACAAGGACGAUCCUAUUAAGCAAGAGUUCGUUCCCGAGCAAAUUGAUCCUACACUAUUGGAAAGUCAACAAGAUGGGUUCAUCCCAAAGGUCGAGUUGAAUAAAGCACGAGAUAACUCAAAUCAUAAGCAACAAAAUGAAACUGGUACUGUUGGUUCAGUAUUGAUGCAAUUGGCAAAACAACAAGUUUUGAACUCUUUGCCCCAACAGCAACCACCCGUGUUUUCUGGAAAUUAUUUCGAUUAUCCUUACUUCGUGAGUGCAUUUGACUCGUUGAUUGAAGCCAAAGUUGACGACCCGAAGCAGAGACUUUAUUAUUUGAAUCAGUUUACUAGCGGUGAAGCCAGGGAGAUGAUUAAAGGCCUGGUCACUUUGAAUUCACCAGAUGCGUACAGCAAAGCAAGAAAUAUUCUCAAAGAACGAUUUGGACAUCCAUAUCGCGUUGCACAAGCAUACAAAGAAAAGUUAAUGAGCUGGAGUCCUAUUAAAGACUCGGGAGAUGGUGUUAAUCUACAGAGACUCUCAGAUUUUCUUGUUCAAACUGAAGAAGCUAUGAAAACAAUUGAGUAUAUGGAAGUGUUAAACAACGAAGAUAUCUUGAAGAAAAUCUGCUCAAAACUACCUAAUUUCGCCAUUCCAAGAUGGUGUCGAUGUGCCAAUGAAAUUCUUACGAAGGGGAAUAUGGUUAAAUUUCAUGACUUUGUCGAGUUCGUGAAAGCUGAAGCAGAAUUCGCAACAAAUCCAGUUUUUUCUCCAUACGCUAUUAAAGAAGAGAGAAAGGGUGAUAAGAAGUAUGAAACUAGAGAACAAAAUUCCCGAUAUUGGAGAAGAAAUGAAAAUUCAAGCAGCUUUCGCACUCAGCUUGGUUCCCAAACACCGAAAGGCGGAGUGAAGACCCUCGUAAUGCGUAAGUGUAUUCUGUGUACAGAGAAUCAUCCAUUAGCAAGUUGUCAGAAGUUUAAAGAAAUGAAAUUGAAAGACAGGAUAGACUUCGUUAGAAAGAAGGAAUUGUGUUUUGGAUGUCUUGGUAUGGGUCAUCUGUCAAACCGAUGUCUCGCAAGAAAGAAGUGUGACGUCUGUCAACUAAAGCACCCCACUCUAUUACACGAUCCAGCUAGGUGUGGUUCUAAGAAGGAGUGUUCGACUCAAACUCCGACAGAUAACCAGAGUGUAACGCCUAACAAUGACACUAUGGAAAACUCUAUAAGCGUAUGUAAUGCUACUGAAUCCAGUCACGGGUGUAACGAAGACACAACAAGUUCCAUGAUCUUACCAGUAUGGUUGUACCACCAAGAAGAUCCAGAUAAUCAAAUAAUGGUGUAUGCUCUAUUGGAUCCGGCAAGCAACGGAACAUUUAUCAAGACUGAAACUCUGAACAAACUCGGAAGAAAGGGUAAAGAUAUUAAUCUGCGUCUUAACACCAUGCAUGGCAGUGAAAUAAUUACAACACAGAAGAUCACUGGUCUUAAAGUAGAAGAUCUGGAAAGAACCACCCAAAUUGAGUUACCAAAGGCUGUCUACUGUCGAAGUGAUAUUCCAUCGAGGAGAAGCGAGAUCCCUCGUCCUGAAAUGGCUAACAAGUGGGACCACUUAUGUGAACUAACCACGAAAUUAAAUCCGUACCAAGAAAGAAUAGAGAUUGGUCUGCUAAUAGGAUCAAAUUGUCCAAAAGCAAUCAAGCCACAAGACGUCAUACCUGGAAACGAAAAUGACCCGUAUGCAAUUAGAACUCUUCUUGGUUGGGGAAUAAUUGGUCCUGUUUCCACGAUUGAGCAUAAUGAUCUCGUACAAGAUCGAUUUUCGUGUAACAGAAUUAUCACGACGGAGAUUGCGUCACAAAAACAGUCUGGUGUUAUCUUUGUUCCUGAAAGUCACGUGAAAGAAAUUAUCGAUCCAACGGCAAUUGUUAGGAUGUUCGAACUUGAUUUCAACGAAAGAUGUGAUGCUGCUGUCAAGUAUUCGUCAGUUGAUGACCAGACAUUCUUAAGAAAGGUUUCUGAGGGAAUUCAUCUUAGAGAAGAUGGACAUUACGAGAUUCCUCUGCCGUUCAAGGAGAAUGAUAUCAAGUUACCCAACAACAGAAAGUUAGCAUCGUAUCGCUUACAACAGUUAAAGUCGAGAUUUGAGAAAGAUGACAAGUAUAAGAAAGAUUACGUUACAUUUGUGAAUGAUAUGAUAAAGAAAGGAUAUGCAGAACGAGUUCCACCCUCAGAAGUUACAACCGAAGAAGGCAAAUGUUGGUACAUUCCACAUCACGGUGUCUACCAUCCUAAAAAACCAUCGAAGAUUCGUGUAGUAUUUGAUUGCUCCUCGCAGUAUAAAGGAGAAUCCAUCAACAAGUAUUUGUUGCAGGGCCCAGACCUUACGAAUAAGCUGAUUGGAGUGCUGACAAGAUUUCGACAAGAAACUGUUGCCUUCACAACUGAUAUAGAAGCGAUGUUCCAUCAAGUUAAAGUUACGAAAGAAUGUCAAGAUUUCCUUCGUUUCCUUUGGUGGCCAAACGGGGAGACGAGUGAAGAGAUUGAAACUUAUCGGAUGACAGUUCAUUUAUUUGGAGCGACAUCGUCUCCGGGGUGUUCAAAUUUCGCGUUGAAACGAACAGCCGAUGAUAACGAACAAGAGAUUGGAAAGAAUCCGGCAGAAUUCUUGCGAAAGAAUUUUUACGUCGACGAUGGGCUUAAGUCUGUUUCUUCUAACCGUGAAGCUGUAACCUUGAUAAGACAAGCGAAAGAAAUGUGUGGGCGUGGCGGAUUUAAUUUAUGCAAGUUCAUAAGCAACAGAAGAAAAGUCAUCGAAGAAAUUCCUCAACAUGAUCGAGCAGACGCUGUUAAAGACCUUGAUCUCGAAGCCCUACCAAUCGAAAGAACGCUGGGUGUACAAUGGUCCAUCGAAGCUGACAACUUUGAAUUUCGAAUUAUUUUACAAGACCGACCACUAACAAGACGUGGAAUUCUUGCAACAGUUUGUUCCAUUUAUGAUCCAUUGGGUUUUGUAGCGCCGAUAAUCUUGACUGGGAAACGAAUUCUCCAAGAUCUUUGUCGCAACCAAGUGGACUGGGAUGAUGAAAUUCCGGCGAAUCUAAAGAUGAAAUGGGAAAAAUGGCGAAAUGAACUGCCCUGUCUAAAAGAAUUAUCAAUUCCGAGAUGUUUCAAACCAGAAGAGUUUGGUGAGAUUAAAUCUGCCGAACUUCACAACUUCUCUGAUGCAAGUAACAUUGGAUAUAGUCAGUGUUCCUAUCUUCGCUUGGCCAAUGCUGAAGGAAAGAUUCAUUGUUCACUGGUCAUGGGAAAGGCAAGAGUCAAUCCACUUAAAACCGUAUCUAUACCUCGAUUGGAACUGACAGCAGCAUUAGUUUCCGCAAAGGUAAAUGAUUUAAUGAAAUGUGAACUUGAGUAUGACAUCAAGAAGGAAACAUUUUGGACGGAUAGUCAAAUUACUCUGGGAUACAUUGGAAAUGACUCCAAGAGAUUUCACGUGUACGUCGCGAAUCGUGUUGCUCAAAUCCGCUCGAAGACCACUAAAGAACAAUGGAAUUACAUCGAUUCAAGUUCUAAUCCAGCUGAUGACGGAUCCCGAGGCAUGUCAGCAAUGCAAUUCCUGAAGAAUCCAAGAUGGAUAACAGGCCCAAGAUUUCUAUGGCAACCUGAAGACCAAUGGAUUGAACCUACCCCAAUCGAAGUUAUCCCAUUAGAAGAUCCCGAAGUUAAACAAUCCUGUUUUUCCACCAAUGUGAAAGAAACAUGGUCCCUCGGUAAAGCAAUGGAAACUUUCUCUACUUGGCAAGGUGCAAGAUCAGCGGUCGCCAUUUGUCUGAUAUAUCGGUUGAAGCUGCUGAACAAAGUCAAGGUGAACCAAUCCACAGUUAAAGACAAUAUAUCAUCUGGCAAUAAGUUAACGGUGACGGUUGAAAACUUGCGGAAGGCAGAAAUCGAAAUUUACAGAUCAGUGCAAUUGACUCAUUUUGAAAAAGAAGUACAUGCGUUAAAAGUAGAUGAACAGAAUACAGGUGAAAGUUGUGGAGAAGACAUUCUUCCAAAUUCCAACUACGUGACGAAGUCAAGUCCGUUGUAUCGUCUGAAGCCAUUUCGCGACGCCCUUGGAAUAUUACGAGUUGGUGGUCGAAUUAAGCACGCUGACGUCCCUUAUGAUUCGAAAUUUCCAAUUAUUCUCCCUCGGAGCAGUCACGUAACAGUUUUGGUAAUACGAUAUUAUCAUGAAAAAGUUGCUCAUCAAGGUCGCGGGAUAACGUUAAAUGAAAUUCGAAGCAACGGUCUGUGGAUUAUUGGAGGAUCAUCUGCGGUAGCAUCUACCAUAAGACAAUGUGUUACAUGUCGAAGGUUAAGAGGUAUUGCACAAGAACAAUUGAUGGCAGAUUUACCAGAAGAUAGAUUUGAACAAGCAGCACCUUUCACCUAUUCUGCUGUUGAUUACUGUGGGCCAUGGUAUAUAAAAGAACGUCGAAAGGAACUUAAAAGAUACGUUGCUCUCUUUACUUGCAUGGCAUCUCGAGCAGUUCAUCUUGAAGUUUCCAAUACCAUGGACACGGACUCGUUUAUACAAGCCUUAAGACGUUUCCUAUGUCGGCGAGGUCCAGUGCGUCAACUAAGAAGUGAUAGAGGUUCCAACUUUAUUGGUGCUCAACGCGAAUUACGUCAAGCAUUGGAAGAGAUGAAUGAGGAGAAAAUUCGAGUUGAACUUUUAAAGCAUAAUUGUGAUUGGAUUGAAUUCAAAAUGAAUGUGCCCAAAGCAAGUCAUUUUGGCGGAGUCUGGGAACGCCAGAUUAGAACUGUUCGAAGUGUUUUGAAUCCUUUGAUGCGAAAUAACAGUACUUAUUUGGACGAUGAAACCUUUCGCACACUUAUGUGCGAAGUCGAAUCUAUUGUUAAUUCUCGGCCGUUGACAGUCGACAAUUUGAAUGACCCACAUUCUCUCUCACCACUUACGCCGAAUCAUCUUCUCACUAUGAAGACAAAGAUACUAUUACCACCUCCUGGCAACUUCCAAACUAAAGAAAUAUAUUCAAAGAAACGAUGGCGAAGAAUUCAACAUUUAGCAAAUGAAUUUUGGGCAAGGUGGAGAAAAGAGUUCCUUCACUCUUUACAGGAAAGAUCAAAGUGGAACAAGCCCCGCCGAAACAUUCAUACUGGAGACAUUGUACUACUAAUGGACGAAGGCGAAAUUCGAAAUAGAUGGAAACUAGCAAGAGUUGUGGAAACGUAUGCUGAUGAAGCCAAUUUAGUCAGAAGUGUUAAAUUAAUUAUCGGAGACGCCCAGUUAAGUGAUAAGGGAAGAAGACUUCGUGAUCAAUCCGUGUUAGAAAGACCAAUUCAUAAACUUGUUCUUUUGGUGGCUAAUGACAGCGAUUAACUUAAAGUUAAAAAUUAAUUUGUAUUGAGAAAUCAAAGACAUUUCUGUGGGGGGAAUGUAACUGCGUGUGUGUGUAUGCAUAAUUAAUAAGUAUAUUUAAUUUAUUCUGUUAUAUAAACAGACUUGCAAAGUGUGAUAAAUAUAUAGUCUUGCGUAAGAAUCAGUAAAGUGAACAUUAAGCGUUAGUAAAGAGAACACUAAAAAUAAUCUAAAGACAUCAUUAUAUCUCACGGAUACUUCCCAUAAAGAGUUUAACAAGGGAAAGACCGUCGAGAUACCGUUGAAUCGGUUAUUGUAAAGUAAUAAAAUUAAAGAGAUUUAAUCAGUCUUGUGUGUUAAAGUCAAUGCUUUACG
This is a messenger RNA of Paramuricea clavata, 6626 nucleotides long. The record is from the annotation of a GenBank genome assembly. Lineage: Eukaryota; Metazoa; Cnidaria; Anthozoa; Malacalcyonacea; Plexauridae.